CAGUCUGUCGGUCGAUCACGUCGCGCACGCACGCUAUCUCUGUCGCGAGCCCAAUAAAUCGAGCCCCGAAUGGAACAUCACUACUGAGGCUGGGCCGUGGUGUGCGCAUGCGCGGCGCAACAGAUUGGUGGGGCGCGCGGCACCCACUGCCGCCUGCCAUUCUCGCGCCGCCUGCUCUCCAAACAGUGCGUGCGUCCUUACCGCUCCUGCAAAGUUCCUGGCGAGUUCGCGAGAGAAUUAGAUAAUUAACUUCGUAUUUCUGUAUAUAGUGUCUUCUUGCUUAGUCGUUUCGUUGGUAAUAAAUAUGUUAAGUGUAAUCUGUAUAUAUUAUCCUCUAAAUGUACAUAAUAUAAUAUAUGUAAUUAUGUAAAUUCGUAGUUCAAAUUGUACUUUCAUUAACCGUAGCAAUGUGACGAAUAGCAAAAUGUGGACUUUCGUUAUUCAAACUGUAUGUGUGACGUAAUGUCGUCAAAGACUAUGAAGCGACAGAGACGCAAAAUGUGAGUGGAGUGAGAGAAGAUGUCGUUGCCUAUGAAACGAUCGUUCAGUUCUGAGGGGGGGCCGUCUUCCAAGAGAGAUUGGAAGAUGCGGCUCAGCCUCAGAAGUCGUAGCGGACACAGCGUUGAGGCGCUGCGCGGGCGCAGAUGUGCGUCGCUGCGUUCAGCCGCGACGCCGGUGCGCGCCGCCGACGAUUCGGGGCGGAGCACACCGUCCGCCCCGGCGCGGGCGUCGCCCUCCCCGGCCGACACACCGGCACCAAAAAAGUCUAACUGGGAAGUGAUUGAGCACUUCUCAUCGACCAGUCGAAACAAAAAAAGUCCCACAGCCGUGGAAACAGAUGGCGGCGCGGCGUCGUCGCCGGCGCUGCCGCUGUGCCCGGCGGGACGGCCCGACGCUGACAUACAGCCACUACUCUGUGAAGAGGGUGGCGGCGAGGGCGGAGCCGCUGCCGGCAAUAAUCCUGAUGAAGACACAAACGCCACCUGCUGGCGUAAUUGUACCCAGACAUGUCCUACACCAGUUAGGUCACUAUGCGCAUCCCACCGAUUUGACAAUUUACACGUUGAAAUGCUUUACCAACGUUACUUCCUCCGCAUGAACCAGACCAACAUGACUCAUUUGCUGGGUCUCCUUCUUGUGGUGGCUGUAGCGUUGAUGAUCGUCCAGCUGCGAACUCUGCUGAUUGCCCAGAACAUCCUUCAUGUCAUGAACACGCCUGUAAACGAUUCUACUCUUUUGGAUACUGACCUUUUAAGUUCCGGCACCAGAUUCGAUCUUCCGUUCGAUGACUUCAACUCUGCCUUGUUGGACCCCAACGUGACUCUCAGACGAAUCUACUAUGAGAAGGAACGGGUGGCACACAUCGUCAACGCGAUCGUCUUCGGCAUUACAGCGCUUGUUUAUGCCUGUCUCCUGGCGUGCCUCAGCCGGCCAGCGAUGAAUGAAAUAUACCUUCUGACGAUCUCGUAUGUGGUGCUUGUCACCUUCCUCCUCAUCGAGCUGUCGUUGACUAUCACCACGCUGCUGAGGUCUCUGAGCAUAAGCGCGGGCGCGUGCGCGUUCUUCACUUACGUUACUUACGCGGCGCUGCCGGUGCGACUCCACGAAGCCACGCUCGGGGGUAUCGCCCUCGCCGCCGUCAACAUCGGUGCUCGCCUCGCCUUCGAGCACGUCAGCGACGUCGAGGUGUACUGUAGUGUGGCAGCUCUGUUAGCGUGCAAUAUCGCGGGUGUCUUGACACACAACCCUCGCGAGAUGGCGCAGCGCCGGGCCUUCCUUGAGACGAGGGACUGCGUCGAAGCGAGGCUGGUCACACAGCGGGAGAACCAACAGCAGGAGCGUCUUCUGCUGUCGGUGCUCCCGCGGCAUGUGGCGGUGGAAAUGAAGGCCGACAUCGCGAACCAGCCGCGCCAGGAACAGUUCCACAAGAUCUACAUCCAGAGAUAUGAAAACGUCAGCAUCCUGUUCGCGGAUAUCUGUGGUUUCACGUCUCUGUCCGACCAAUGCACUGCCGAGGAACUGGUGCGACUCCUGAACGAACUCUUCGCCAGAUUCGAUCGACUCGCGGCCGAACACCACUGCCUCCGUAUUAAGCUGCUGGGCGAUUGCUACUACUGCGUAUCUGGACUGCCCGAGGCGCGCGACGACCACGCCAAGUGCUGCGUCGAGAUGGGUCUUGACAUGAUCGACGCAAUUGCAUUGGUGCGCGAGGUGAUGGCAGUGAACGUGAACAUGCGCGUAGGUAUUCACACCGGCCGCGUCCACUGCGUGGUGCUCGGCCUUCGCAAGUGGCAGUUCGAUGUCUGGUCCAACGACGUAACCCUCGCCAAUUACAUGGAGAGCGGUGGCGUCGCCGGCCGCGUGCACAUCACGAAGGAAACGUUGAGUUGCCUCGGUGAAGACUACAAGGUUGAGCCAGGGUAUGGCGGACAGCGCAACACAUACCUCAAAGACCAUAACAUUGAGACAUACCUGAUUGUACCAGACGACACUAGCCGAGUGGAUAAGAAACCCCAGCAUUCAUUUUCUUUGAAUGGAAACGUCUCGAAGGAAAUGCGUGUGAUGGGUCACGGCUCACAACACGGGAAGCACUCCUCCAAGAUCGGAGUGGACUCUAGCAAUGAGAACAAGAAGCCAGAGGAUGAAGUGAAUGAGUAUCUAAUGAAGGCCAUCGACGCACGCUCCAUCGACCGUCUCCGAGCUGAUCACUGCCAGCCCUUCACCCUCACCUUCCGUGACGUGACCCAAGAACGAAAGUACAAUGCCGAGCGGGACCGAAUGCUAAAGGCAUACUUCUCUUGCACGCUAGCAGUGUACCUUGCGGUCAUCAUCAUUCAGCUGCUCGCCUUCAACAUCACGCUUGUGAGCCUUGUGAUGAUGGGACUGUGCUCCAUGGUGCCACUUCUCAUCGGCUACCUCGUUUUCUGCAUCGACUUCAAGCAUACCUCUGCAUUUGUCCGACGAAUCUCAAAAAAGGUCCACAACAACAGGAACCUGGCACAGGUCCUGUCCGGGCUGGUGGUCGGAGCUCUCAUCCUGCAAAUCCAAGUCAUCAUGGUGUACGCCAUGUAUUUCGAGGACCGACCGACGAAACAGUUCGAGGAGGGCAUCAUCUGUCUGUAUGAUAUGAAUGAGCACUACCUUCUGCUGACCUUGCUGGCAAUGGCGCUGUGCGCUGUCCACCAGAUCCUGAUCACAAUGGUCAAGACCACGUUCCUGAUCAUCAUCGCGACCAUGUAUGUGGGCAUCACUGUUCAGGAACACCUCUUCUACAAAGAGUUCUUCCAAGACUUCCAACACCACUGUGGUUUGGACUGGAACCAGCAGCUGACCAACAUCGUCAUCGCGCUGGCAGCCACCGUAGCGCUGAUCCUCCAUUCCCAGCAGACUGAGAGCACAUACCGCCUCGAUUUCAUCUGGAAGCUGCAAGCCAACAACGAGAAGGAGGAGAUGGAGCACCUCGAGGCAUACAACCGCAAGUUGCUGGCGAACAUUCUACCAGAGCAUGUCGCGCAACACUUCCUAUGCAGCGACAAGAACAUUGACGAGCUGUACCAUGAGCAAUGCGAUUCUGUGUGCGUCAUGUUCGCAUCCAUCCCCAACUUCUCCGAGUUCUACGUGGAGCUGGAGGGCAACAAUGAGGGUGUGGAGUGUCUCCGUCUCCUGAACGAAAUCAUCGCAGACUUUGACGAAAUCCUCGCCGAAGACCAAUUCAAAUACAUUGAGAAGAUCAAGAGCACUGGCGCUACGUAUAUGGCUGCUUCAGGUCUGACCGCGGCCACUCGCGACCUUCGCGGCUACCGGCACGUGACAGCGAUGGCCGACUACGCUCUACGCCUUCGCGAACAGCUGCAAUAUGUCAACGAGCAUUCCUUCAACAGCUUCCGCAUCCGCAUUGGAAUCAACAUCGGACCCGUUGUUGCCGGUGUGAUCGGUGCUCGGAAGCCGCAGUAUGACAUCUGGGGUAAUGCUGUCAACGUCGCCUCACGCAUGGACUCUACCGGCCUUCUGGACCACAUUCAGGUGACGCAAGAGGUGUAUGACAUUCUAGCAACUCGCGGAUACAAGCUUCGAUGCCGUGGGACCGUUGAUGUGAAAGGGAAGGGUAAUAUGGUGACCUUCUUCUUGGAUGGCGUCGGGGAGACGACUGAGCCUGGCGUCAGGGACAUUUACAAUAAUCCUACGCCAUCAACAUCAACUGACGGGGACCUGGGCGGUGGCAAUGAUCCCAAAGGCCGUGACCACCGCCCGCUGGAGACCCUGUCUGAAGGCUACGCGGAUGAAGACGCCGGUCCCUCACCACGUACCUCCAUUCCAACAGAAAACCAGAAUGGCUCAACGAGUCCGCGUGUGGCCAACGGAGCGAGUACAUCACGCGAGAGCGUUGCGAGCGCGGUGCGAGCACGGGUUCGCCGCAAGCUCGAACGUCCGCAUUCGUUCGCCGACGCCACCGACGUGCCACUGCCCGCCGUCCUCUCCAUGAUCCAUGCCCGCGCCAGCUCCAGCGACCUCACUAAGGAUCAUGGACAACGACGCAGCGUAGCAGAGUCGCGCAGCAGUGGCGAAAUCGAAGCUCUGCUUGAGUACGGCGCUCCGCGGCGGGCUGCCAGCCUGGCGGACUUCCUCUUCCGCCGGAAACAUGACAAAUACAAGAUGGCAAUCAACGUCAUCGAGAAUCCCAUGCACACCAUGUACGACUCUGCGCAAGGGGGCGACGGCCCCGUUGUGUAAACAGUGGAAACACCCCUCGGAAUUGACAUUAACAUUCUGACUUCCUACUUUAGCUCUUUUCUGUGGCGUUGCAAAUGUCGCAAGCCACAGAAAGUGGCUCCACUCGGAUUGGUCCCAACUCGAAGACUGAACAUAAAAUACAAUGAAAAUUACAACGGAACGUGUUGACACGCUUCUGAAAUCGGAUACGCUUACGAAUUUAUUGUUAUUAUGUAAUAUACUUAUAGGUUAGUGGAUGAAUCCAAAAGUAUAGCGUCUCGCGUCGCUAUGGCGCACAGUUCGAAUGUUAACCAUGUAAAUAUAUAAAUAGCUUUGCACGUAUUGUUCAUGUAUUUAUUAUGUUCAAUUUUAUCACUAGUUGUAAGUUUAUUGCCUUGUGUUUAUAGCAUUAUUUAGCAGAUGUCUUAUUACUGUCAAAAUAUUAGCUUGUUCCAGCAAUGUUAUUGGUGAUUUUGUUUAUUGUAGAGAUUUUUACAAUCUUCUAUCUCAGAGUCUCAGUUCAGCAAUCACUUUGCAUCAAAUAAUUGUAAUAUGCCUUGAACAGUUGUAAAAAAUGAAUGUUAAAUAUAACCGUAAAAUAAAACAAAAAAAAAAAACACAAAAAAAAAAUAUUCAUGUCGUUUAACAUUUUUGCUGACAAAUCAAAUUCGUCUAUAGACGUUAUUAUCAGCGAAAUUGUUUAUGUAAAUAUAAAUAGUAUAGAACCAAGAGAAAGCCUGGAUGACAGCAAGUACAAGUUUUAUACUAUAGUACUAUCAGAGGUGUUGUGUUGUGUUGAGUCUCAGGAUAUGCGCUUAUGUGGAAACAGCGUUUCGGCGUAAUUAACAAUCAACUUUGGGGGGACGAAGAUGCGCAGGCGCAAUAAGGCUGCGUUUCCACUGACGCCGAGCGGAAAGGAGCUUAGUAUUAAUUGACUAGUAAAAAGACGAAAUUCUCCGCUGCGAUUCAAUGUAGACAGUAUGAGCGGAGCGGUAUUGUGUUAAUUAGUGAGCCUCUACUACGUGUUUGUUAUGAAGAUCUUUAUAAUUAUUUAAAAAGCGGAAUUAUUUCAUCAAAAGCUGAAACAAUAUAAAAAAGAAACAAUAGUAAAGUUUUUUAUAUGAAUUUAAAUUACUAAUUUUAUUGGUUUUCCUUUUGUGCAAAUAUAACGACGGCGCGUUAAAUGGCGCCUGAUUUCAAAUUAAAAAAAGCGAGACAGAUGCGUCUCCGUCCCUCUUUUUCAUUUCACCGCUCUUCUCCGCUCCGCUUCUGUAGAUAAUCGGCUUGCUAUUAAUUAUGUGUAUUAAAUACUAUGUAUUUUCGACAGAACGAUAUAGAUCCAAUAUAAAAUGUAUGCAUGACCGAUAUAAACCCUGUUUCUACGUAAAGCCUGAUUGUUUGAUCAACUGAAGUUGCGUAUUGUAUCAAGUAUUAAGAAGCAGUAUGUUUUAAACUCACAAAAUAAUCAUUGUCAGAUUAAGUAUUCAAAAAGGACACCAAGUUUCAUUGUAAACCUUUUAACUUUUCGAUGACGGGUCCCACUGCUGGGACAAGGUUUCCUACUUAUUUGUCCACUCAUUUGACGACCUCGGUGACGCAGUGGUAAGGUUCUUGCCACUGAACCGAGAGGUCCCGGGUUCGAACCCCGGUCGGGUCAUGAUGGAAAAUUAUCUUUUUCUGAUUGGCCCGGGUCUUGGAUGUUUAUCUAUAUAUGUAUUUGUUAUAAAAUAUAGUGUCGUUGAGUCAGCAUCCCAUAACACAAGUCUCGAACUUACUAUGGGGCUAGCUCAAUCUGUGUGAUUUGUCGUAAUAUAUUUAUUUAUUUAUUUAUUAUCUCUGACCGAAGCAAAGUCGUGAAUCCGUUAUGUUUUGCAUGGAAUUCAACCUAUUUUCGAAAACAUUUAUAAAAAUAGCACAUUGCUCAUAUAUUCUUGACAAAAUUCCCUGGAACACUAUACCACAAAGAUUAAAAACCAAAAAAACGCAAAUUUACUUCAGAACAGCCCGGCCUAUAUCACUCUUCACCCUACCAGGUGGUAUCACCGCACAAAAAUAUUAUUAAAUGACUCCCAUUUGAACUUCCAUGCUGGUCUGGAAGUUAAAUAUAAACAUAGAAUGUGUCAGCUGUUCUCCCGCCCAGAUUGCAAGGGAAACAACGUUAUUCUAGAUCCUCUCCAAAGGGCGGUAGGCAAUUUGUCACCAUUUGCCUCUAUUCUACCAUUGAGCCCACCAUUACAGCUAACGUGCUCUCGCAAGUUUCGCUCUGUCUACCUCAUAAGGGAUAAAAACGUGAUAUAGUAUCCGUUUCAACGUGAAAGAAGGACAAACAAACACACUUUCACAUAUUACAAUGUAAAUACGCUGUCUCUUUAUACUUGAUGCAAGAUUAAUAAAGAAAAUGUUGUGAAUAUGAUUGCAUUUCUUAAUUUUAAAUAAUGAAUGUAAAUAUUUAUUGUAUAACAAAUAAUAUAAUAUAAGACAGAUGUAUGACUGUGGCGUAGGUUUCCCAUGAAUAUCAUACUUAGAUUUUGGUGUAUUUUAAAAUACCAUGGACAUUAAAAUGUGUCUUUAAAAUAAUCGGUUAAACAUUAGAGGUUAAAAUCGGUCUAAUUUCCCUAUAAUUUAUUUAAGCUCAUUUUAGAGGAGGCUAUUUUGAAAAAUAUUUUUGUGUUCACAAAUGGUGUUUAAUGAAAUAUAACAAUGUAACAAGUUAUCACUUCGAUACUAUUUGUAAUUUAAAAAAAAAAAAAACAAGAAAUCCCCACCAUUUAAAUUUCCAAUUCGUCGCCAUAGUUUCAAUAUCCACGUCAUUUUGGGACCAGUAACCGUCGAGCCUAUUGUCACAGUUAUAUAAGGCUAUAAUUAUAUCUAGUAUACGAUUGUCGCUUUGGCCAGUUACUGGCAAAUAUUCUACUUAGUUGAUAAAAUCACCCGGUCUCAAUGACUGUUCUGUAUAUAGCUCUAUACAUAAAUAUGUAUUAUAUAUAAUUAUGCCUAUAUUUGUAAAACCUGAGCUUACUACUGGAUCUUCAAAAGAUUGUUGUAAUGUCGGGUAAAUUUAGAUAGGGUUGUUAACUUAUUAACUAUGAUGUUUCGACCAAACAUUGGCCUUUUUUGUAUAGUUACUGCGAAUAUUUUCGAAUUAAUCUUUACGCAAUGAAUGGCACGCACCUAACCACGCGAGUCAAAAAAGGGUUUCUAAAAAAUUGUAUUAAAUGAUUGCGGGUUGUUCUCGUCCUCAAUCACAAGCCCGCUGUGUGAUUGGUUGGCUGUAUUUCACUGCGAAACGUAUCUCUUAAAGAUAAUUAGUAUUUGAUGUUAAACUUAUUAGCAAUUAUUUGUUAUUACUGAAUUCGUUACUUUUAAGGUACUUACUAUUCUGUACUGUCACAUUUUAGCGAAUAAUUGAAAAUACUACAAGUAUUUUGAUGGCCACCACUUUUGGUUUAGUCCUUGCAUAAUGGAAACCAAAUUAUACUAGGUAUGUGAUAUAAUUCGUCAUUAUCACUAAGCUAUUUAUUUUUCGCCAAGAAAUUGAUAAAAUUCUAAUGGCGGCGCUUGCGUGCGGCUAGAUAUCGCCAUAACUCUACUAAUAUUACACCAUUUACUCAAGCAGUGUCGGCCUGUCGGUGCCUCAUCUCCUUUUGAAGUACCUAAUUUCAAAGUAUUUAUUAAUGUAUUUACUACACUAAAUUGUCUAGUUAUACUUUUGUAUAUAGUUUAAUGUGAAAUAGGUUAUAAUGCGUCUUAAAUCUGAAUGUGAUUUUCCCUUUUGACUUCCUAUGCACUAAAUAGUUACGUAAGAUAAUUUAAGUCGUUAUGUUUACAGCAUAGUAUUGAUUGUUUUUCUAUAUAGGUGGGCUACUCGAGCUAGAUCAAAAAACAAACAACUAUAUACUUUAUUUAUAUAAUGUGGGUAUCAUAGGUACUAAUUUAAUAUAAUUUUGCAUUUAUAAUUACAUUGAUUUUACCAUAUAUUUACAAGUAUUUAUAUUACAAGAAAUCACAAUUUUAUAACCUACAUAAUACUACGUAGCAAUCCUUUGCUUUUAUCAUUAUUUUGUAUUAUAAAUGUGAAAAAUGCAUAACUCCUCUAAAAACAAUGUAUAUAUUACGCCAUACAUUUUUCAGAUCUUGAAUUUCAGUCAGUUUGAGGUGCACAUACGAUUUUGUUAAUCAAUUCGUGAGAUAAUGAACAGACCGGAGUGUUGUUAUUUAAGUCUUUCAAUCUAGCUCGAGUGUCUCACCUAAGAAAUGCAAUAGUAUCUAAUCAUAAAAUUUUAAACGCGUUUGUUACCGUACAAUCGAACAAAGAUCCUACCAACAGAUACUGAAUAAAAGUUAUACCAAAUAAUUUCAUCCAAAUAUACGUACUUAGUUUGCUUCUAAGUUUAGAGUUAUAUCUAUUUUAUUUUUAAUAAUUUAUCAGAAUAGACACCUUAACAAAAUUGUGUUAUAAUAUCAAAAUAUGAAAGUAGAUCUUAGCUGGUAAAUAUUUCAUUUUAUUCAUCCCGCGAUAUAGAAAGCUAAUUAUUUAUUGUCAAAUGAUUGCUGUUUAUUGUUUAUGUUUCCGAAUAGAAUCUUAGGUAUGGUGUGCAAGAUCGUUUUUAAUAAAUGUUCUUAAUGAAAAUUAAGCUGACACAGAUGUCAAAAAUCUAUAUAAAAAUAAUAAUUACAGUUACUUUUGGAUUUGUACGGUCCAAACAAAAAAUAUUAUAACAUAGUAAGUUAUAUGUGUAUAUUGAACGCUUUGGUUGCACAUCAUGGUCGAUUGACCGCCCGGUCAAUCGACCAUUACGACGGCUACGACCAUUACGACCCGCCGAGAUAGGUGGUCAACCGAUGACGCGCGCCUUGAUUGGGUGACGAAUUAAAUAUGCCUGAUUGUUGUACUCAAUAAUUUAUUAUUUUAAGGUGUAAGGUCGAUUGACCAUUAAGGUCAUCCCAAUCGAUCAUGCACACCAUGGUAUCAUCAACAGUGAUUCCAUCUUUAUUUGACAUCCUAGGAGUAAUUCUGUUUUGGCUGCGUACUUACUCGAAAUUGUAUUACAAAAAUUAAAUUACAAAAGAAUGUAAAUAAUCUUAUUACAGAGAAGAAAAACAUUAGAGUUUAAUUAGGUCUAUGUUUCCUGUUGGCAGCAACCCUAUUGCUGUCUCCACGGAGCUACCGUGAGAGGUCGCCAUUAUGUAACCCUAGCUAUAAUAUAAAACUAAUCGUUUAUCAAUGUAAUACCUGUACAAAUAUAUUCAACAGAAUCUAGAUCUUCCACGAGUUAGAGCCGGUAAAUAUACGAUUAGUCGCGAUUGUUGUGCAAAUCCACUGUAUAGUUCGCCGAGCUGAUAGUAACGCUGAAUAUUUGAUGUUUAUCUUUUAGCCUCAAUUUAAUAUUGGAUAAUGUAAAAAUUUAUGUCCAAAAAUCUGAUUAUUGACCUAGGUCCAUAAUCAGAUUUUUGAGAGCCUAGGCUCCAUAGUGAAUGAUUAGAUAGGUGUUUCGUCCCUCAACAUUACCACAGGACGAAACGCCUACUUUAAAAUAUCUUAAUAUCUGUUUGUUUUGCGAUUCGUCAAAACAGUUUCUAUUUGUAAAAUCGAUGUACUUUAGUGUUGUAAUAUAUAUAAACUGAGGUACAGUUUAUAUAUUUGUCAAAGUGUAAUAUGUACGAUAAUUCGUGAAAGCAUAUCAAACUAUUUUUGAACGGAUCGCAUACCAAUUAUUUGUGUUUCGAUGAAACAUACCGUGUGUAUUAUUUAUUUUAUCCAAGUUAGCAUAUUUUAAAGAAUGAAAAACUCAGGCUACACAAAAUGUGAAGUAUCUUAGCGUUGAAAUAGAUAAGCCUUAUGUGCUCCAUGAUAAAGUUUGCUCCCCUAAAAAUAUAGACAGGCGAGUAGCGAUAGGCGAUGACGCCAACAUUACCCGAUAAAUUUUAUAAUGUUUUUAAUUUGCCUAAAAUUUGAUUUAGAAAGUAUUUUAAAACUUUUCCAUUGUAUUAACGUCAUUUUUUGCAUCAAAAUGUCUUUAUACGUAAAUAGAUAAGGUCUUCGGCUGUUUAUUAAAGAAAGUUGGCCAUGUUUAUGCACGUUAACAUAAUAAGUAGAUAUUAAGUGCACCAGAAUCAAUGAAUGUAAGUAGUGUUUAAACAUUACUACCUGCUAGACUACAUCAGACCCAGAAUUUAUUUUAGUUCCACUUAAUAGGGCAUUAUUUUUGACAGAUUCUGACAAAUUUACUUAGUUACCUUCAUCUAAUUGAGGCCCAGUAUUAAAUUUGGUCCCACUUGGUGUAUCAUUUUUGACAGAUUCUGAUAAGCUUUCUUAAAUGUUACCUUGCGUCUAUUUCAGACCCAGAAUUAAAUUGGGUCCCACUAGUUUGAUAGAUUUGUUUUUUUUUUCAUGCUAGCAUUGUGCCCUUGAGUCAUACAGACUUUUAAAAUCUGUAUUAUGUUCCUAGUGUUAUUGUUAGUGCUAAGUACACGUCGACGAAUUAUGAAGGUCGCGACGGUGGGCCGCGCAGUGAAACUUGGUAGAAAGACUUGGUAAAACCACAGUAGUCCUACCGGUGCCACUGACAUAUAUCUCCAAUUAUAUUUUGUCAUGAAUAUCCAAUUAUAUUUAUUCUUGUGCAACAGUCAUCCUAUGUUAUCGAGACACAAAUCUUCCUAUUUGAGCCCUUUUAAACUCUCGAUUAAAUCUUGUCGAUGCCAUUUGUAAUAGUAAUGUUGCCAGUGAUGAAAAAUGCUUGUCGUUUUUAUGUGUAAAUAGAUAAUUAUUUGUCAAAUUUAUUUAUCUUUAAUUUUUAAUUCAAAUAUUUGACAAGAAAUGGGCUUGUGUGUUUAUAUUGAACAUAAAUUCCAUUAGUUCCUUAAUUUCAUUGGCGCUUCUUUGUUUUCGUUCCACGCCAAUCAUUCCAUAAUGUUGCCAGUAUUUUGCGAUUAUAGUUUGCUGUCUAAUUACAAUGAACGUCAUGAUUAAUUAAUUAGCCUCUAACCAUCGUCGCCACUUUCGUUUCGUCACUGGUAUUAAUGUAUUAUUAGGAUAAAUUAUAAUUAUAAUGAUCUCUAUUUAAAAUGAGAGAUACUGAACUAUUUCUAUUUAUUAAAAUAUUUGAUAUUUCAAAUCCUUUUCGGCCUAAUUACUUAAGUACAUGUUUGGUUGCCGUAUGUUAACCGUUAUAUCACUAAAUCGAAAAAUAUUUGCCUUGUGAAAAUGUACCUUAUAUUGUGGUAGUACCUAACGGCUUUACGAUAUCUUCCGAACCACGUACUAUUGUUACAUUAAGACGAUACAUAUAUAAAGGUAUCAGGUAGAAGUUGUUUAUAAUAAUAUCUGUAAGAUCUUGUCUGAGUACAGGUUUACAUUUUGUGAUAUAACGGUUUUUGGAUUUGUGACGGGCCUUGUGCAAACGGUACUAAUUUGAGUUUGUGACGCUAAAUGGAAUCGGAUAUUUUGAUGAUGUCUUCAAUGAAGUUUUUUCCGUAAAACACCUAAUUCAGUCUAAAAGGCUUUUAGGUCUCUAGAAUUAUAGCCAAAAAGCUUCAAACCUUUAAAAGGCUCAAGGCUUUUGGAUCAGAACUUUCCAAAUUGUUGUAGAUCAAUAAAGAAUCCGCGCGGUGCAUAUAUAUAACACUGGCUGCGUCUCGUCUCGCGGUGUUGCCCGCGGUUAACCAUUUCUAAACAAACAGUCUCGCAAAACGUUGUGAGAUCCAUGUAAUACCAAGUCGGUUAAUUUAAAAAACACGUACGUUUUUAAUAUAAUAUUAUAUACAAUAGCGCUUAUUGACAAAAUCCUACUAACCUGUGUGUGUUGAGACGAGAUAUCAGCUAUAUUAGCGAAUAUCGUGAAGAUACUCCACGAACUUUCGCCUUUAUAAUAUUAGCGAGAUGGACUGUAGCUCAGAUCAUAACUAGACGUUUUUACAAGAACUAUUUGAUUUACUUCUGUGUGAUCGACCAUGUUUUGUAUUAUCACAAUGUUUUCUACUGUUUACUAAAAGCCUAACCUAGCAUAAUUGUUCGAGCAUUUCGGAUUGUCUUGUUUUGCCUUGUUUUGUCCUUCUUUAUACAUUAAAAUAUAGAAUAUUUUACAUGAUUUGAAAUUAAUGUCUUCCUUAAACCACGAAGCUUUGUCUGUUUAUCUGAGCUCAAACUCUCUGCUAUCAACGGUUCGCCAAUUUCAAUUCUUCGAUGAACUUAGUGUUAUAUUACAUUGCGUGUUAUAUUACAUUGCGUGUUAUAUUACAUUGCAAGGCAUCAUCAUUGUCCUCCCGGUUUAAUCACUUUGUUUUAAAAUUAUUAUAAGUAGCAUUCACAUGCCAAUAGAAAGAACAUUGUGUUUGAAGUAGGAAGAUAUGAAAAGGUGAUAUUUGUUUCAAGAACUUGGAAGAAUUUGAAGCAUAAGUCAAUUAAUUACAAGAGUGCCAGAAGUGAGUGGAUUAUUGCAAAAGAUUGUAUGAAUGAGAGGGGAGGUGUGAGUGAAAUGACAAGAAGAGUUAAUAUUUAAAAAAAGAAGCGCAUCAGGAGGACAAGUUAUAUUAAUACAUACCUAUUGGUUGUAUUAAUAUAAUCUGUUUAGUAGAUACAGACUGUAAUUAGUAGCACCAGCUGCAAUUCCAUAACCCACAACGGUACAUUACGUAUUCGGUCUGAUUCUAGAUUGUGGUGGCUUAUGAAAUGCUAAGGCAAAAUGCUUACUUAUAAUAAUGAGUUUAGUUACUGUCGUCAAUGGCUUCUGUACCAUUGUUAAAUGUAUCGAUUUUAUUAUAGAUUGUUACUGAAAUAUUUACCCAUCUUCUUGUAUGCCUUCGUUCUAUAAAUCUUGUAAUAAAUGGUGUUACGUGUG
Molecule: messenger RNA, 13547 nt
Organism: Plodia interpunctella (Indianmeal moth)
Lineage: Eukaryota; Metazoa; Arthropoda; Insecta; Lepidoptera; Pyralidae
Exons: 32
Coding region: 520-4731 (1403 amino acids)
Biological process (GO): intracellular signal transduction; cAMP biosynthetic process; adenylate cyclase-activating G protein-coupled receptor signaling pathway
Cellular component (GO): plasma membrane
Molecular function (GO): adenylate cyclase activity
Source: RefSeq, a predicted model, not a curated record